AGAUCCCUUCAUAAACGGCUGAUCACUAUGCCAGAACUCAAUGCUAAAGUCACCAAGACACUGAACAAAACCACACCUGGGCUCCAGAUAUGGAGAAUUGAGAACAUGGAGAUGGUGCCUGUACCACCCAAAACAUAUGGGAACUUCUAUGAAGGGGAUGCUUAUGUGCUUCUCUCGACACACAAGACUUGGAACAACUUCUCCUAUGACAUCCACUAUUGGCUGGGCAACUCAUCAUCUGUGGACGAGCAGGGUGCAGCUGCCAUCUACACUACCCAGAUGGAUGAUCACCUGGGAGGGACAGCAGUGCAGCACCGGGAGGCCCAGGGCCAUGAGAGUGAGGUCUUCCGGGGCUACUUCAGAAAUGGACUCAUAUAUAAGAAAGGGGGAGUGGCCUCAGGCAUGAAACACGUGGAGACCAACACAUACAACGUGCAACGGCUGCUGCAUGUCAAGGGCAAGAAGAAUGUGGUGGCUGCAGAGGUGGAGAUGAGCUGGAGCAGUUUCAACCAAGGCGAUGUGUUCCUGCUGGACCUGGGCAAGCUCAUCAUCCAAUGGAAUGGUCCUGAGAGCAACCGCAUGGAGCGUCUGAAGGGGAUGACUCUAGGGAAGGAUAUCCGUGAUCAUGAGCGUGGAGGUCGAGCACAGAUAGGUGUGGUGGAUGGUGAGGCUGAAGCUGCUUCUCCUGGGCUGAUGAAAGUCUUGACCUACGUACUGGGGCAGAAGAAGGAAAUCCAGCCGGCCAUCCCAGAUGCUGUGGUGGACCAGAAGCUGAAAUCUUCUCUGAAGCUCUACCAUGUCUCUGAUGUAGAAGGCAACCUGCUCAUUCAGGAAGUUGCUAUCCAGCCCCUUACCCAGGACCUCCUGAACCAUGAGGACUGCUACAUCUUAGACCAGUGUGGUGUAAGGAUCUAUGUAUGGAAAGGCAGGAACUCUAGCAAGGAAGAGAAGCAGCAAGCCAUGACACGGGCCCUGGGUUUCAUCAAAGCUAAGAACUAUCCACCUACCACCGGUGUGGAAACUGAAAAUGAUGGUUCUGAAUCUGCAGUGUUUAAGCAGCUCUUUCAAAGAUGGACUGUCCCCAACCAGACCGCUGGCUUUGGCAAGACCAGCUCAGUUGGUAAAGUGGCCAAAGUGGAGCAGGUGAAGUUUGAUGCCACCACUUUGCACGCCAAGCCUGAGAUGGCUGCCCAGCACAGGAUGGUGGAUGAUGGCUCUGGAGAGGUGCAGGUCUGGCGAAUUGAGAACUUGGAGCUGAUGCCAGUGGAGAGUCGCUGGCUUGGGCAUUUCUACAGUGGUGACUGCUACCUCAUCCUUUACAAGUACCAAGUUUACAAUAAGAUCCACUACAUCAUCUAUAUUUGGCAGGGCCGCCAUGCCAGCCAGGAUGAGAUCACUGCUUCUGCUUACCAGGCUGUUAUUCUGGACCAGCAGUAUAAUAAUGAGCCUGUGCAGGUGCGAGUGACCAUGGGCAAGGAGCCUGUCCACCUCAUGGCCAUUUUCAAGGGGCGCAUGGUGGUAUACGCAGGUGGCACCUCACGAGCUGGCAACACAGACCCAGCACCCUCCACCCGCCUUUUCCAAGUUCAUGGGACCAACGAGUACAACACCAAGGCCUUUGAGGUUGCUCCCCGUGCCACCUCCCUCAACUCCAACGAUGUCUUUCUUCUCAAAUCGCAGACUUGCUGCUAUCUCUGGUAUGGGAAGGGCUGCAGUGGAGAUGAAAGGGAGAUGGCCAAGGCUGUGGCUGACCUCCUCUCCAAGAUGGAGAAAGUGGUGAUAGCUGAAGGCCAGGAGCCUGCUGAAUUCUGGCUUGCACUGGGUGGAAAGACUCAAUAUGCCAACAACAAAAGGUUACAGGAAGAAACCCUCUCCAUCAUGCCUCGACUCUUUGAAUGUUCCAAUAAAACAGGCACCUUCCUUGCUACAGAAAUUCCAAAUUUUACUCAAGAUGACUUAGAAGAAGAUGAUGUCUUCUUGCUGGACGUCUGGGAUCAGGUCUUCUUCUGGAUUGGCAAAGAGGCAAAUGAGGCGGAGAAGGAAGCAGCAGUGAUCACUGCCCAAGAGUACCUGCACAGCCAUCCAAGUGGCCGUGACCUUGAUACCCCUGUAGUCAUUGUGAAACAAGGCUGUGAACCUCCAACAUUCACAGGCUGGUUCCUGGCGUGGGAUUCCCUCAAAUGGACUGAUAAGAAAACCUAUGAGGAACUGAAAGCUGAACUUGGAGACGACAGCAGCCUCAGCGAUCUCACUUCAGUAAGUGUCACAGAAAUUUUCACUGCCAACACUAAUUUUGCCAAGCUGUCAAUUGGUACAUACCCGCCAGAGCAACUGGUGAACAAGCCUGCAGAAGAACUACCCAAGGAUGUGAAUCCCAGCAGAAAGGAGGAUUACUUGUCAGAGGAAGAUUUUGUUACUAUCUUUGGAGUAUCUCGACAGGACUUUGCUACACUACCCCAGUGGAAACAACAGGCUCUCAAGAAAGAAAAAGGACUCUUCUGA
Messenger RNA from Euleptes europaea (tarantolino), 2502 nucleotides. It is a transcript of the gene VIL1, whose product is annotated as villin 1. Gene Ontology annotation, molecular function: phosphatidylinositol-4,5-bisphosphate binding; actin filament binding. Gene Ontology annotation, cellular component: actin cytoskeleton; cytoplasm; lamellipodium. Gene Ontology annotation, biological process: regulation of lamellipodium morphogenesis; barbed-end actin filament capping; actin filament severing. Lineage: Eukaryota; Metazoa; Chordata; Lepidosauria; Squamata; Sphaerodactylidae. The transcript has 19 exons. The record is from RefSeq and is a predicted model, not a curated record. Bases 28 to 2502 code for a protein of 824 amino acids.